GCCCGGGGUUUCCUAGUGAAGUGAAGUCUACACCGUCAUGGCGGAGGCCGGUUGUUGGAGAACCCUGGAUAGUGAAAUGCCAGCUUUCUAGAAUCGCGGUUGACCGACGAAGCUUUGAUUUUGCUUAGGCCUAAAACAGGAAAGGGACAAUUGGACGGAGAGAAAAAACAUCUUACUUCCACCGAACUGAAACGUUCGGGGCUGCUCUCCCUAACUGGGAGCUAGCUAGCUAGCUAGCUGGCGCAAGGUAGCGGUAGCUACCAUCAGCUACUAGCUCACUAGUUAAAUACAGAAGAAAGGACCUUUGAAGUGAACUACGGGACGUAAACGGCUUUUCCAGCUGGGUUUCUCAGGUUGACCACGUGAGCUAUACACGUUGCCUGGGGAAGCCUCUGUUCAAUAUGGCUGGACGCAAGGAGGAUGAAAGUGUCAGCAACAGCAGUGGAGAAUCAAGUAAUUCCGAUGAUGAAUCCGGUUCUGGAUCAGGCAGCGCAUCAGGCUCUGACUCGGGCUCCAGUUCUAGCUCUUCCAGCAGCAGAAGCAGCCAGUCAGGAAGCAGUGACUCAGGAAGUGGCUCAGACUCUGGUAGCCAGUCAGAUUCUGACACACAAAAAUCCAAACAGAAGAUGGAAUUGCCAAACAAGUCAAACAUUGAUGGAGCUGAGUUCUGGAAGUCCAACCCGAGUAUUCUAGCGGUUCAAAGAUCUGCUAUGCUCAGGAAACAGCAGCAACAGCAGCAACAGCAGCAGCGACAAAGCUCUUCAAAUAGUGGAUCUGACGAGGACUCCUCUAGUAGCGAUGAGUCAGAUGCAUCAAGUGGAUCAAAACGGAGAACAAAUUCAGGUUGUUCUGACUCUGGAUCCGUUUCGGGAUCGGCAAGUGGCUCUGGAUCAGACUCCUCAGCGGAGGACAACAGCGAUGAGACGGCGUCAGACUAUGAACCCAGUCACACAAUCAAGAGCCGAAAACCCCCAACUAAGAUGAGUUUUCGAAAUGGGAAGAAAAGUAGCACCCAGAAAAAAAACAAACAGAAGUGUUCGUCUUCUGAAGAUGAGGAUGAGAGCUAUAAGAAAGUUGCAUCCGCUGGGCCACGACGGCAGGCCACGGUCAACAUCAGCUACAAAGAGGAUGAGGAGCUGAAAACCGACUCAGACGAUCUGGUGGAAGUUCUGGGUGAAGAUGUUCCACAGCCUGAGGAAGAUGAGUUUGAAACACUGGAGAGAGUGAUGGACUGCAGAAUAGGAAGGAAAAGAGCAACAGGAAGUCCAACCACAGUGUAUGCUGUGGAAGCAGAUGGAGACCCCAACGCCAACUUCAAUCCCAAUAAGGAGGCUGGGGAGGUCCAGUAUUUGAUCAAAUGGAAAAACUGGGCGCAUAUCCACAACACCUGGGAGACAGAGGAGACACUGAAGCUACAGAAUGUAAAGGGCAUGAAGAAGCUUGAUAACUUCAAGAAGAAGGAGCAGGAAAGAAAGAAAUGGUUAAAGGCAGCUUCACCAGAGGACAUUGAGUAUUUGAAUUGUCAGGAAGAACUGAUGAAUGACCUGCAUUCUCAAUACCAGCUAGUUGAGAGAAUCAUCGGACAUUCAAACCAGAAGUCAGCAGCUGGUUACCCAGACUACCUAUGCAAAUGGCAGGGUUUACCCUACUCGGAGUGUAGCUGGGAAGACGGUGCUCUGAUUGCUAAAAAGUUCCAGAAAUGCAUCAAUGACUACAUGAGCAGAAACCAGUCCAAGACCAUUCCAUUCAAAGAGUGCAAGGUUCUCAAACAGAGACCCAGGUUUGUGCCCAUGAAGAAGCAGCCAUCUUACAUAGGGGGGGAUGGACUGGAGCUCCGGGACUACCAGUUGGACAGUUUAAACUGGAUGGCCCAUUCCUGGUGCAAAGGUAAUAGCUGCAUCCUCGCUGAUGAGAUGGGCUUAGGAAAGACCAUCCAGACCAUCUGUUUCCUCAACUACCUGUUUAAUGAGCAUCAGCUCUAUGGGCCCUUCUUGUUGGUUGUGCCUCUCUCCACGCUGACCUCUUGGCAAAGAGAAAUUCAGCUCUGGGCCCCUCAGAUGAACGUUGUCGUCUAUCUCGGAGACAUCAGCAGCAGGAACAUGAUCAGGACACAUGAGUGGAUGCACCUCCAUAGUAAAAGAUUAAAAUUCAACAUUCUCCUCACAACAUAUGAGAUUCUUCUCAAAGAUAAGUCAUUUUUGGGCAGUGUUAACUGGGCCUUCAUUGGUGUGGACGAGGCACACCGACUGAAGAACGACGACUCCCUCCUCUACAAAACCAUGAUUGACUUCAAGUCCAAUCACAGGCUUUUGAUUACUGGGACUCCACUGCAAAACUCCCUGAAGGAGCUCUGGUCACUGCUUCACUUCAUUAUGCCUGAGAAGUUUCACUCCUGGGAGCUGUUUGAGGAGGAGCACGGGAAGGGCAGAGACUCAGGCUACACCAGUCUACACAAAGAGUUGGAGCCGUUUCUACUGCGCAGAGUCAAGAAGGACGUUGAGAAAUCUCUUCCUGCUAAGGUGGAGCAGAUCCUCAGAGUGGAGAUGAGUGCUAUCCAGAAACAGUAUUACAAAUGGAUUCUGACCAGGAACUACAAGGCUCUGAGUAAAGGUACCAAAGGCAGCACAUCGGGUUUCCUGAACAUCAUGAUGGAGCUCAAGAAGUGCUGUAAUCACUGUUACCUCAUCAAGCCCCCAGAGGACAAUGAAUUCCUCAACAAAGCAGAGGCCCUACAGCAACUGAUACGCAGCAGUGGGAAGCUAGUUCUGCUGGACAAGCUGCUGGUGCGACUGAAAGAGAGGGGCCACAGAGUCCUCAUCUUCUCCCAGAUGGUUCGGAUGCUGGAUCUCCUGGCGGAAUACCUGAGGAGCAGACAGUUCUAUUUUCAGAGAUUAGACGGUUCCAUCAAAGGGGAGAUGAGGAAGCAGGCACUGGAUCAUUUUAAUGCUGAGGGCUCUGAGGAUUUCUGCUUCUUGUUGUCGACACGUGCGGGAGGUUUGGGAAUCAAUCUGGCAUCAGCCGACACAGUGGUCAUCUUUGACUCGGACUGGAACCCGCAGAAUGAUUUGCAAGCGCAGGCCAGAGCCCAUCGGAUUGGACAGAAGAGACAGGUCAAUAUCUACCGUCUGGUGACUAAAGGCUCAGUGGAGGAGGAUAUAAUUGAGAGGGCAAAGAAGAAGAUGGUGCUGGAUCACCUUGUCAUUCAGAGGAUGGACACCACAGGGAAAACCGUCCUCCAUACUGGUGCUGCUCCCUCCAGUUCUGCACCGUUCAAUAAGGAGGAGCUGUCUGCCAUUCUCAAGUUUGGUGCUGAGGAACUUUUCAAAGAGCCAGAGGGGGAAGAACUGGAGCCUCAGGAAAUGGACAUUGACGAGAUCCUCAAACGAGCAGAGACGCGAGAGAAUGACCCUGGACCUUCCACAGUGGGAGAAGAGUUGCUAUCUCAGUUCAAGGUAGCCAAUUUUUCCAUGAUGGAAGAUGAGGAAAUAGAUAUGGACUCUGAGCGGAGUCAGCGGAGUUGGGAUGACAUCAUUCCUGAGGAGCAGAGAAGAAGAAUGGAAGAGGAAGAGCGACAGAGGGAGCUGGAGGAAAUCUACAUGCUGCCGCGCAUGAGGAACUGUGCUAAACAGGUUAACUUUAACGCUAGUGAGGGUCGGCAGAGUAGAAACAGGAGGUACUCUGGGUCUGACAGUGACUCCACCUCAGAAAGGAAAAGGCCAAAGAAAAGAGGGCGUCCAAGGACCAUUCCACGGGAAAACAUAAAGGGUUUCAGCGAUGCUGAGAUUCGAAGGUUUGUCAAGAGUUACAAAAAAUUUGGAGGACCAUUAGAAAGGUUGGAUGCUAUUGCUCGUGAUGCAGAACUAGUAGACAAGUCUGAACAUGACCUGAAACGCCUGGCAGAAACUGUUCACAACGGCUGCUUAAGAACACUACGGGAAAACCCCUGUGGGCCGGAGAAGACCUCAGGAGGCAGGAGAGGUAAGAUGAAGGGUCCCACAUUCAGGAUCUCUGGAGUCCAGGUAAAUGCCAAGCUUGUCAUAUCUCACGAGGAGGAGCUGGCUCCACUGCAUAAGGCCAUUCCUGCUGACCCUGAAGAGAGAAAGAAGUACAUGAUUCCAUGCCACUCUAAGGCGGCACACUUUGACAUCGAGUGGGGGAAAGAGGACGACUCUAGCCUCCUCAUAGGAAUUUACGAGUACGGUUAUGGCAGCUGGGAGAUGAUCAAGAUGGACCCAGACCUCAAUCUGACUCACAAGCUCCUACCAGACGACCCUGACAAGAAGCCUCAGGCCAAACAGCUACAGACCAGAGCAGACUACCUCAUCAAGCUACUCAGCAAGCAUCUGUCCAAAAAAGAAGCACAGAAACAAGCAGGAACAGCUGUUUCACUGAAGAGGAAACCAAGAAGUAAAAAGAGCAAGACGAUAAAGCAGACUAAGGCAGAGGAAAUGAUAAAGAGCCCAUCUUCAGAACCCGCAUCAGAGAAGAGGUCUGAUGAUGACGAGGAGGAGGAGGAUGAAAUCGAAGAGGAAAAGGAGUCGGUGCAACCAAGCAGACGAGGCAGAACGGAGCGAGUGUUGACGGAGGACGAGGACGACAACGAUGAGGAGCAAGAGCCGGAGGAGGUCUCCUCAUCAGGGGAGAGGGAGGUCAAAGAAAAAGAAAUCAAAAAAGAGAAAAAGGAAGAAAGUUGGCACAUGAAGGAGACGAAGGAGCCCAAAGAGAAAAAAGAAACCAAGCCACUGGAGCCUGUGCACAAACAGGAAAACGUGGAAAAGAACGAAAUAAAGACUGAAGCCAGGGACCGAACAAAGAAAAGCUCAGACGUGCCGGUUCACAUCACAGCAAGUGGGGAGAGUGUGCCAGUGUCGGAGGAGUCUGAGGAGCUGGACCAGAAGACCUUCAGUGUGUGCAAGGAGCGCAUGCGUCCGGUGAAAGCAGCCCUGAAGCAGCUGGACAGGCCAGAAAAAGGCCUGUCGGAGCGCGAGCAGCUGGAGCAUACGAGGCAGUGCCUCAUAAAGAUUGGAGACCACAUCACUGAGUGUUUGAAGGAGUACUCAAACCCGGAUCACAUCAAGCAGUGGCGGAAAAACCUCUGGAUAUUUGUUUCCAAAUUCACCGAGUUCGAUGCCAGAAAACUCCACAAACUAUAUAAGCAUGCAAUCAAGAAAAGACAAGAGACACAGGCCAUGGAGCAGAAUGCCCGAAAUGUCAACACGCAUGGCUAUAAACACGCAGAUAUUGAAAGGCUGAAAGAGAAUUCUCACCAGGACGACAGCAGCAGAGACAGCUACAGCUCAGAAAGACAUCACCCCUCAGGUCGAUACCAUGAUGGCAGCAGCAAGGAGUCACACAAGAUGAGUUCAGGAGAGUCCAGGAAGAGACCUUACAGCUCCUUCAGCAACGGCAAAGACCACAGAGACCACUACAGACCCGACAGCAAGGACAGAGACAGGGACAGGGACAGAGACAGACAGGACAGAUACUACAGCGAGAGCAAGCACAGGAAGGUGGAGGAGUUCCGCAGCAGCAGAGACUAUCGGCUGGACUCCAAGGACUAUUCUCACUCGGACCAUCGUGCUUCCUACCGCUACCACGCAGACUGGCAGACUGAGCAGAGAGCCUCAGCCAGUGGGCCCCGAUCUCCUCGAGACCAGCGCUCCCCCUAUGAUUCCCGCUCACCCAUGGGACACCGCUCCCCGUUUGACUACUCCUCAGACCACAAGAGCACCCCAGAACAGAUCUGGAGCAGCCGCAAGACAUAACAAGAGCUACUUGGGUCUGCUAGUAGCAGCCAUAGACUCAGCAACACAGCAGAUGCCUUACAGGGACUGUUGACUCCAACCUGAAACACUUGGAAGCACUGUCUAUCAGUCAGUUCAGCAUGGCUGUUACCUCUGUGCUUCAGUUGCAGCUCAUCUCGGGCCCCUGGGUGGCGAGUGCCAGGGAGCAGCCCCAACCAGGUAGCAGAUAAAAAGAGCCUAUUUUUGUAUUCAAGAGUCUAACGGCUGCGUUCUCCUGGAGGCGGGACCGCGUGCAGCACAGUUUUUAUUUUUACAGAUGUGUUUUGUUUUUUUUUAAUUUCCACACUUGGCCCUGAGUGAUGCCUCAUGUUCCCAAACCCACGACACUGGAUCUUCUUUGACUGUUCUGUCCGUCUGUCUGUCUGUUUAAUGUGAGUAUGGAGCUUAUUUAAGUGCUAACUACGAGACAUUACAGAUCGAGUCCAGGCUGGGCUCAGGCUCAUCACCUGAAGUACCUCAUCCACAUCAUUUCUGGUUCCUUUCUUCCACCAGGUGGCAGUUAUUUAAUAACGUAUCUUAGCUGUAAACAGAAUCAUGUGUUUUCCCUUCAGUGAUGCUGUUGUACAUUUUGUAAAAUAUCUGCUCUGUUUCCUCAGGCUUUUGGGUUAAUUAUGACUUUUCCCCAUCAACUCAGGCUUUUGUCAUUCUAUGAUUUACCGUAUGUACAGUAGUUCUUGAUGAUUCUUUUCACAGUGUACUUGUUGGGAAGGGAAGGUUCUUUAACAGUGGUAAGUUGUAAGUAGUUUCGCUUCGGUUCAGUCCAUAUUUUAAGUUGUCAUCAGCUCCAGGAAAGACUCGUCUUUUAAUGGAAGAACCUGUUAGAUCUUAAACUUUUUACAUGAUUUUCUUUCCUUUUCAAUAAAUUUUCUGUGUAGGCAAUAAUAAUGUCAACGUUUCUAUGCAGCCAAGUAUGUUUGUGGUGAAUCACCCAGAUGAAUGAAGUCACUGUUACAGUUCACACUGUUGUACAUAGAUUUUCUCUAGAUUUCAUAAUGAAUUUACACUGAGAGUGCAUGACUUUUUAUGAACGGUUUUAUAUAGUUGUUUAUGAAGCCAUUAAAAAUCAAUCGCCAUA
Messenger RNA from Betta splendens (Siamese fighting fish), 6879 nucleotides. It is a transcript of the gene chd1, whose product is annotated as chromodomain helicase DNA binding protein 1. Gene Ontology annotation, cellular component: chromatin; nucleus. The record is from RefSeq and is a predicted model, not a curated record. Lineage: Eukaryota; Metazoa; Chordata; Actinopteri; Anabantiformes; Osphronemidae. The coding region runs from base 402 to 5765 and encodes 1787 amino acids. Gene Ontology annotation, biological process: regulation of transcription by RNA polymerase II; nucleosome organization. Gene Ontology annotation, molecular function: chromatin binding; ATP-dependent chromatin remodeler activity; ATP binding. The transcript is spliced from 36 exons.